Molecule: messenger RNA, 1365 nt
Organism: Xenia sp. Carnegie-2017
Lineage: Eukaryota; Metazoa; Cnidaria; Anthozoa; Malacalcyonacea; Xeniidae
Product: endoplasmic reticulum aminopeptidase 1-like
Exons: 4
Coding region: 460-1365 (301 amino acids)
Biological process (GO): peptide catabolic process; proteolysis
Cellular component (GO): cytoplasm
Molecular function (GO): metalloaminopeptidase activity; peptide binding; zinc ion binding
Source: RefSeq, a predicted model, not a curated record
GACGGGCACCGAGUACGUUACGAAGCAGUACCGAAAGCAGCACAGAGAAGCUUCUCAUUUAUGCCAAUGGUGAAUACUUUUCCUUAUUUCCGUCUCAUCGAUUUCAUCAUGUUAUCUUGUAUCAUACAUUUUGCAUGAGAUUUUAAAGCUUCGUGUGAACUAAAAAAGGCACUCUAUUUCAAAAGAUCCAAAAUAUAUCAGGAACCAGUCCAUUAAUACCUGUUUUAUAUUCAAAAGGAUUUUUACGCAACCUGUUCUAUUGAAAUCAAGAUCUUUUCAUCUGACGGAAGACAUUUGAACAACGACAGUACAUAUCGCACAAGCGUGCAAAAAAACAAGAAGAGAAUCGUUCAAUGCUUAAUAAACAAUAAAAUAUCAAGGAAGACAACGCUGAGGAAGUUAUUUAAAAGAUUGAUGAAUUAAAGGUAAAAGAAAAAAGAAAAAAAGAAAUUAACUUUAAUGGGAAACAACCUGGUCUUCAGAUGGAAGAAAAUGUUAACAAAACCAUUUAAUUUUGAAAAGAAAUUCGGUCGCUCCACUGCGAUCGUUUCAGUGGUAUGUUUAGUUGUAGCCAUCCUCGUUAUCCUAAGUAACCAAAGGUUUCCCAGCCGUGUAUAUGACUUCAUCAGAUCGCUGUCGACCGCACACGAUAAGUUAGGUAUUAACCAAUCGGAGAGCGAUUUUGAACCGGACCUUGAAGACGAUGGCCCACGAUUGCCAAACGACGUCGUGCCGAAAGCGUACGAUUUGAGUAUCGCGGCAAACUUGUCAACGAUGAAGUUCUCCGGAGAGGUUAAGAUAACAAUCAUAUGCAAGCAACCAACGGAUAAAAUCAUCCUUAAUGCAAAAGAAAUGGACAUAUUUCAAACGAACGUCACGAAAAGAAAAGCAGGGAAACUUCUAAAAAUAAAAGACAGCUUCAUGAAAACCAAAUACGAGCAUUAUAUCAUUGAACUGGAAGAAGAACUCGUCAAGCAUAAAAAAUACACAGUCAUCUUGGGUUACACGGCUAAUGUAUCCAAAACCUUAGAUGGACUCUAUAGAAGUUACUAUACAACGGAACUUGGCGAGAGAAGGCCGCUGGUUGCAACUCAUUUCGAACAAAUGAAAGCACGAAAGGCGUUUCCAUGUUUUGAUGAGCCUGCAAUGAAGGCAAAGUUUACGCUACACAUCUCACGUGACCCAACCCACCAAUCACUAUCGAAUAUGCCGAUUGACCGCGAGGAUCGAAAAAGGUUUGACAUGAUCGUGGAUCACUAUGUGACCACGCCACCCAUAAGUACUUAUCUGGUGGCAUUUAUGGUCAUGGAUUUCAAGCAUGUUGAAAAAACGAGUCAAUCUGGAGUGAAGGCUUAUACGAAAUGA